AUGUCAUUUGCAGAUGUUUUAAAAAGAGGAGACGACUUCUUGUCGGAUUACCCUCGAACAAACCCGUUGUGGAACUACGCAUCGCACGCAACGUGCUUGUUUGUGAUCACGGGGUCCAAGAUUAUCCUCAACACGCUAUACAAACCUUUUGUCCACAACAUUGAGAAACUUGACGUUGCAUUGGCCAGAGCAAGAGCAGAGAAUCGAGGGUUCCUCACAGUCAUGAACCACAUGUCUGUGGUUGAUGACCCCGCAUUCUACGCAGCACUUCCUUGGAGGUAUCAUUUUGACAUUGACACCGUGCGAUGGGGGUUUGGCGCCCACAACAUUUGUUUCUCCGACGCGAUCAAGAGCUGGUUCUUUAAUUUGGGGAAAAUCUUGGGCACCAAGAGAUUUGGAUCGGGUCCAUUUCAAGGCUCGGUGGAUGCAGCAAUUCGGAUCUUGAGUCCCGAUGACACCUUGGAUUUGGAGUUUACCCCGGGAGUGAAAAAGGAAGAAGAGCCCAUCUUGCUUCAAACCGUCAACAACAAUUUCCACGAAAAGUCCCAUACUGAAAUGGUGAAAUUCAUCAAACCAACCCCAGAGACCACCAAUGUCCUCAUGUCCAAAAACCCAUUCAUCCGGUCAAAGACGUCGUGGUUCCACGUGUUCCCGGAAGGAUUUGUUUUGCAACUUCAAGAACCGCACAACAACUCCAUGCGCUAUUUCAAGUGGGGGGUGAGCAGGUUGAUCUUGGAAGCAACUAGAGCUCCUGUGAUUGUGCCUAUUUUCACUUAUGGAUUUGAAAAGAUUGCCCCCGAGGAUAGCGCAGAAGAGGGUAUCAAAAGAUGGCUUCCCGAUAACUUGGGUGCCGAGGUGCAUAUAACCAUUGGUGAUGAAGUCUCCGACUCAAAGAUUGAGCAGUACAGAAAGGAAUGGAGGAGAUUGGUGGAAAAGUAUAUCGACAAGUCCAACCCAUCGGACUUGUCGCAGGAACUCAUGUACGGGAACAAAGCACAAAGCCUACGCAGCUCACUUGCAGCAUACCUUCGAGACUGUGUCUUGGAGAUCAGGAAAUCGAUACCUUUAUUGAAACCCGAAGACCCUAGAUUCCGAGAUCCAAAGUUCUGGAAAACUUAUACAAACACAGAAGGAAUGAGCGAUGAAGAUGUCAAGUUUGUUGGCAAGAACUGGGCCAUUAAAAGGUUGCAAGCUCAUUUACCUGAAUUCAACCCGGAGGAAACCAGCAAAUAG
Lodderomyces beijingensis is the source of this 1233-nucleotide messenger RNA. Lineage: Eukaryota; Fungi; Ascomycota; Pichiomycetes; Serinales; Debaryomycetaceae. The record is from the annotation of a GenBank genome assembly.